Molecule: messenger RNA, 1268 nt
Organism: Penaeus chinensis
Lineage: Eukaryota; Metazoa; Arthropoda; Malacostraca; Decapoda; Penaeidae
Exons: 5
Coding region: 126-902 (258 amino acids)
Source: RefSeq, a predicted model, not a curated record
UUCUGACCAAUGGCAUCUUUCGCAUUGGUUUAGCCAUAUACUUUCCAGUCUUUGAGAAAAAGAGCUUUGCGAUGGUUCAGUGAAGAAAGUGAUGUUAGUGGUUCGAGAGUCGCGGAAUACUAAGGAUGGCCAAGAUAGUGAUUACGCUGCUGUUGUUGUGCAUUGGUAAUCUCUGCAAUGGAGCCGUGAAGGUUACUUUGCUCCGGAACCAGAAUUCAAACACGCAAGUGUUCCUUGUCGGUCAGAAUAACGACCAGACCGACCAGCGAACCAGUAGUAAUAACAUCAACAGGAACGAUGGUAGAGUAAGCAGCAACCGGCAACAGAGUAAUAACAACGCCAAUGUACAACCAACUCAACCAAACUUAAUACGGCCAAGUCAAAAUGUAAACCGAGGGCAAGCGAUUACGGUGAAUUCGAGAGGCAACCAAGGAGACCAACCGAGGCAGCAGCAAUCUGCAGGAACAUCGUUUAUUCACGACACGACAUCUGGCAGCAACUACCACUUCUCUUGGCGCCGAGACCGUGACCGAAAAUUCAGUCACACUGAUGCUGUCAACUACUGCAGAAACCUUGGAGACAGAUGGAACGCCAUCAGCAUAGAGACCAAUGAAGAGAGUGACUACAUCAAUGGCGUUAUUGAUUCAGACAACGUGCCAUACAUCUGGACGAGCGGGUCGAAGGUGGGCAACGACUGGCGGUGGAACGGGCCCGGAGCGGGGGCCUUCCAGGGACUCAACUGGAGCAGCACAGGAGGAUUCGGAACCGCGCAACCCGACAACAGAUUUGGAGACGAAAACUGCCUUGGUAUUCUCAAUCGCUUUUACAUCAACGACGGUAUCACUUGGCACGACAUCGCCUGCUUCCACCUCAAGCCUGUGGCGUGUGAGCAGCGCCUUUAGCUGAAAACCUGAGUUGGAGUUAUCAAAACUACUCAUUCUUACUGUCUUAAUUUCUUUUGCAAGGUUUACGAGUAUUGGUUAGCCGUGUAUGAUUUAUCAAAAAUGGCAAUUCUUACCAGAAGUCAGUCACCUUUGGUUUAAAAAUGGCAAAAUGGCUAUCGGUGCAGUGAUUAACUUGCAUCUGGUAGUCGCUUUUAAGAAAGGUAUUAUAUUCACUAGCUGUGACAAUAUUGAAUGUUUGCUUUGGACAGAGAAGAGAUUUAAACAAGUUAUCAACUUUAUUUUAAUGAAGUCAGUGAUUUUUCUUCAUUAUAGUUGUGCAAGUUUAGGAUUAGUGCCAUGUGUUACAUACACCAUUCAGUAAGA